Messenger RNA from Sphaerodactylus townsendi, 1513 nucleotides. RefSeq names its product abnormal spindle-like microcephaly-associated protein homolog. The transcript has a single exon. The record is from RefSeq and is a predicted model, not a curated record. Gene Ontology annotation, biological process: establishment of meiotic spindle localization; mitotic cell cycle; spindle organization. Gene Ontology annotation, cellular component: spindle pole. Lineage: Eukaryota; Metazoa; Chordata; Lepidosauria; Squamata; Sphaerodactylidae. Gene Ontology annotation, molecular function: protein binding. The coding region runs from base 1 to 1239 and encodes 412 amino acids.
AUGGAUAGCAAGACUAUUCAGUACAGAACUGCAGCUGUUACAUUACAGACUCUGUCCCGAGGAAAUGAAGCCGGAGUGCAGUACCAGAAAUACAGGAAAGCUGCUAUUGUUAUACAACAGUAUUUUCGAUCUUUCUUGGCCGUGCGACGUCAAAGAAGGAUUUACUUACGAACUCUGAGGAGCAUUAUUGUUAUGCAAGCAACUGUAAGAGGGUUCCUUGAACGUCAAAGACUUUGCCAAAUAAAAAGUGCAGUAAAAAUGCAGAUUUCAGGACAGAAACAGCAGAGUUCUCUACUUCGUUUUACAGCUGGUGCCUAUUAUCAUCUUGCUGCUGUUAGAAUCCAGAGGGCUUACAGAAUUCAUCUUCUCUGGAAGCACGAACAGAUGCAACUUGCUUCUGUUUUGUAUAUUCAGAGAUGGUAUAGUGCGAAAAUACAGAGGAGGGAAUUCCUACAGCACCGUGAGAAAAUUGUUAAAAUACAGAGAAUGGUGAGGAAAAGGAUGAAGUGUAAAAGUGCAGGUUCUGGCAAAAUCCAGAAAGGCGUGAGCCAAAGGACAAUGAAUAACGGAAUUACUAAAUUUCAGGCUUUGUGGAGAGGAUAUUCGUGGAGGAAAAAGACGGAUACUGAUGAAACUAGAGCUCUACGAGAUAGUUUGGUGAUGGCCACUAAAGAAAGCAAGGAAGAAAUGAAGCUGUGUAAUAGAACUGCGCUUGCCAUUGAUCGCCUUCUAAAAUACAAACAUUUUUCAUACAUUCUGGCAGCUUUAAAAGAUCUGGAGGUUGUAACCAGAUUAUCUCCUGUUUGCUGUGAAAGUAUGGCCCAGACUGAAGCAGUCUCCACUAUUUUUACUUUGAUUCGGAGUUGCAAUCGCAGUGUCCCUUGUAUGGAUGUCAUCAAAUACUCUGUUCAAAUCCUGCUUAAUUUAUCAAAGUAUGAAAGGACAACUCAAACUGUUUAUUCAGUGGAAAAUUCAAUAGAUACGUUGUUGGACCUACUUCAGAUGUACCGUGAGAAAGCUGGUGACAAAAUUUCAGGAAAAGGUGGAAGCAUUUUUACCAAGGUUUGCAGCCUGUUGGCUCUUCUUGUGAAGGAUUCAACAAGAGCAUCUGAGAUUCGAAGCAACCCUCAAGUAAUUGCUCGCCUCCGAAGCCUGUUUAGACUUAUUUCUCGUAAACAUGAAAUGGAUGCCCAAAGGACACUUGCCCAGCAGAAGACAAGUGCAUUCAGAAAUGGUUGAAUCCCUGUCCUAGUCACUCCUGUAAGAACAAAAAUAAUUUCUAGGCAGAGACCAGACUGGGUAUUAGGAAAAGAUAAUAUGAAAGAGAUCGUUGAUCCACUGCAAGCAAUUCAAAUGAUAAUGGAUACACUUGGAAUUUCUUUCUACUAAUGGAUCGAUGCUAUGUCUAGUUUUUUUUUGAAAAAAAUCAUUUCAGUAGUGAUCAUGACAGUUUUAAAUGUCUGUUUGUAUAUAUCUAUGUCUGUAUGUAUACUGAAGAUUGUUAUACUUUAAU